Spodoptera exigua (beet armyworm) is the source of this 557-nucleotide messenger RNA. Lineage: Eukaryota; Metazoa; Arthropoda; Insecta; Lepidoptera; Noctuidae. The record is from the annotation of a GenBank genome assembly.
UGCUAAUCUCUUAUGUAUUUUGAUGGAAUUUUAAUAAAUGCAUGUUCUAUGUUGGAAUAGAAAUGUAUAAAAGGUCACAUUGAGAUGAGAAAGCCAUCAGUUGCUCGACAAGCAGUCAACGAAUCAAAUCCAAAAAUGAAAUCGAUCAUCUUUGUAGCCGUUGCCCUCCUGGCUGUUGCCGCAGCUGCUCCCGUCGAGAAGGAGCCCCCAAAAAUCCUUUCCUACUUCUUUGACCAAAAACCAGAAGGCUACAUUUUCAAAUUCGAAACUGAUGAUGGUACCAAGCGUGAAGAGACCGGUGUUGUGAGGGAAGCUUUGGAUGAAGACAACAAAUUGCAAAAGGUCGUCGUAGUAAGUGGAAGCUACACCUUCCGCAACAAAGACGGCGAGCUUGACACCAUCAACUACUUUGCUGAUGAGUCUGGUUACCACGCCGAUGGAAAGUCUAUCCCCAAAGUUCCCGCCAGGAGAUAAAAUACCAACUCACCUAUAAACGAUCGACUGAUAAUUUAAAACGAAUGCCUUAGGACUCUGUAACAUAAUUGAUUAGAUUUAAU